Messenger RNA from Rotaria sp. Silwood2, 2571 nucleotides. The record is from the annotation of a GenBank genome assembly. Lineage: Eukaryota; Metazoa; Rotifera; Eurotatoria; Philodinida; Philodinidae.
AUGUCGAUGAGUAGUCGUGGUAUUCAAUCGAUUAUUGGUAUUAUUUUUAUUUGUUUGGCAAGUUUUAUACUUAUAUUUCUUCCUAUAUUUCAUGUAUUGUAUCAAUUAAAAGAUAAAAGAAAAAAUUCAAUGCAGACAAAAGAUUAUUCACGAGAAAAUUUUUAUUCAGUACCAAAUUCAUCUUCUAAUGAAUUACUUAAACAAGAUGAUUUAAUAAUAUCAACACGACAUAUUAUUGUUGAUAUUCGUCGUUUAUCAAUUAAUUCAUCAAGUUCAUCAGUAAUUUUUUUUCGUCAUAAUUAUUUAUAUUAUCUUUGUCGAUUAUUUAUUUGUUUAUUAACAAUUUUAUUUGCAACAUUUUGUUGUUAUACAAUAUAUGAAUUUAAAAUUGAAAAUUUAAAAUCAAUAAAUAGAACAAAUGAUAAAAUUUCAUUAUCAUCAUCGUCAUCAUAUAUGUGUAAAUUAUUUCAAUUAAAUUUAAAUUUAUAUUAUGAAAUUCCUGUUAAUUAUAUAUCAUUAAUUAUAUUAUUUAUUUUAAUAUUAAUAUUAAUAAUAUUUGAAAAUUUUUCAAAAAAUAAAAAAAAAUUUAAAUCAUUUUAUUAUCAUUUAACAAUACCAAUGAUAUUUAAUUCACAUUCACAUAUAUAUCGUUUUGAAUCAGCAGCUGUUUUUGGUAUAAUAUCAUUAGAAAUUUUACAUAUAUUUGAUGAAUUUAUUAUAAAUGGUACAAAACAUUUUCAAAAUGGACCAUUAAUUGAUUUAAUUUUUCAAUUUGGUAUUGGUCUUAUGUUAGGUUUAAGAUAUUUUCCAAUAUUAGCUAUAUUUGAACAAGAAAAUAAUUAUGAAAAUCGUUUAGCUAAUAUUAUUUCUUAUGCAUUAGCAACAAUUUAUUUAUAUUGUGAAAUUAUAUUUAAAUUACAAUCAGAUAUUAAUUGUAUGAUUGAUCAAAAUAAAUUAUCAAUGAUUAAAGAAAUAUUUGAUAAAUUUAAUCAUACAGGAAUUAAUAUUAAACAAUAUUUAUUGAUACAAUUAGGUGCUAAUCGAACAAAUAGAUUAAAUGAAACUUAUCAAAAUAGUCAAUUAUGGUUUAAUGAACAAAUAAAAAAACAAAUAGAUAAUUCCACAUAUGAUGAUAGGAGUGAUAUUGAAAAUGAUUUAACACGUUUAAAUUAUUCAUUAGAAUUAAAUAAACAAAGUAUUUUUUAUAAUACAUUACGAUAUGCACCAUAUUAUUAUUUUAUGGUUUUUUUGGCUGUUCGUUUAACACUUAUGUUUUUAAAUACAUUUCGAAAAACGAUAAAUAAAAAUUCAUUUUCAUUAAAAAAUUCUCCACGUUGGAAAUAUGUUAAAUAUAAUUUAUUAAAAUCUUCUAAUCAUAAUCAUGAAAAUAAUCAACAUGAAUAUUCACGUUUAUUUCGUUUUUUAAAUUAUUUAAUAUUCAUUUUUAAACAACAUAUUUAUAUCAUACGUCCUUAUUUUCGUUAUUCAAAAUUAAUUAUUUGUAUAUAUACAAGUGCAUUUACACUUAUUUAUUAUUUUACAUUUUGGAUUCAAGAUCAUACAUAUAUAUUAACAAAAAAAUUAUUAUUAUUUCUUAAUUUAAUUUUAUGUGCUUUAGCUGAUUUAUCUAAAGAUUUAUGUUAUAAUUUAAAUCUCGAUCAUAUUCAUCGUGAUAUUAAAUAUAUUUGUUUAUUAACAGCAUUUAUAACAUGUUUACAAUUAUUUUUUGGUUUAAAACAUUAUCAAAUACAAAUGUGUAAUGCAUAUCGUGGAAUAUUUAAUGAUAUUCCAACAGCAAAACAAAUUUCAUCGAUUACUAUUAUUAGUAAAUCAAUACAUUAUCCAGGUCGUUUUAUGGGUUCAUUAGUUUAUAGUUAUGGUUUUUUAUUUUUAUUUGUUUCAAUAUUUUAUAUAUUAUCUCGUUAUAUUCUUUAUUCAAUAAUUAUUCUUGAAUUUGUAGCUAAAUUAUUCUUACCAAUGAUAAUAUUUUUAUUAUUUCAAUUAUUAUUUGUACGUCUUUUAUGCAAAUUAUUGUUUGUAGAAAAAACUCAUUUACUUACAUUACGUAAUCUUCGUCUUUAUUAUACAUUUUCAUAUUUUUGUUUUUUUUUUGAUUGUUUUUUGGGUUUUAUUAUGUGUUUAACACGUAUAGUUAAAGCAUUUAUAUGUUCAAUUAUAUUUUUUGCACGUUUCGAUUAUUCACCAUAUGGUCGCGGUUUAGAAAUGUAUGAUUCAUCAUAUGCAUCAUAUGUUAGUUUUUUUCAUAUAGAAAAAAAUCAACGACAUCCUGUUUUAAAUGUAUUUAUUGAUAUUAUUCGACAACGUCUUAUUGAUAUAAGAAAAUUAAAAUAUAAAUUAUCUAUUGGAAAAAUUCAUCAUACAUAUGAACAAGAUAAAUUAUCGCAAAUAAGACGUUUUCGUUGGGCAUUAGCUUAUACAUUAAUUAAAAAUGAACAAUUAAAACGUUAUCGAAAACAUCGUUUAUGUUUAAAUAAAACAACACAAUCAAAAACAUUAGAAAAAAUCUUUGAUAAAAUUGGUUUAUCACAAACAUUACCAAGACAAUACUAG